Juglans microcarpa x Juglans regia is the source of this 615-nucleotide messenger RNA. Its product is annotated as cytochrome c oxidase subunit 6a, mitochondrial-like. The transcript has 4 exons. Gene Ontology annotation, biological process: mitochondrial electron transport, cytochrome c to oxygen. Gene Ontology annotation, cellular component: mitochondrial inner membrane. Gene Ontology annotation, molecular function: enzyme regulator activity. Bases 25 to 327 code for a protein of 100 amino acids. The record is from RefSeq and is a predicted model, not a curated record. NCBI's taxonomy places the organism in Eukaryota, Viridiplantae, Streptophyta, Magnoliopsida, Fagales, Juglandaceae.
GAAACAGCGAAUGUAGCUUAAGAAAUGGCGAUGGCUAUGGUCAGAUGCGGUCUUCUUCGAACCGCUUUGCGCGGUGGCUCUCGACCUUCUGCCCCUGUCAAGCGCAACUUUUCCUCCUCUGCCCGCCACGACGACGCUCGCGAGGCAGAAAAAUGGGAAAAGAUAACAUAUGUUGGCAUUGCAACAUGUACUGUUUUGACCAUUUAUAACCUAUCAAAGGGCCAUCCACACUAUGAAGAGCCUCCUCCAUACCCAUAUUUGCACAUUCGCAACAAAGAGUUUCCAUGGGGUCCAGAUGGCCUUUUUGAGAAGAAGCACCACCACUAAGACAUUCAUGGCUCAACAAGGGGAUAUUUUCCAGAGAGAACCUUUAUGUUUAGCACAGUCCUCUCGUUCUGUCAGGUUGUACUGUACUACCUCCAGAUGUUGACGAUAGCUCUAGCAUCUCGCUCUUUCUGUGCAUUAUUUUCUUUUUUGAUAGGUUCUUUUUGUACAUUAUCAAUAGUGGCUUAAUACUUGCAAGCGACAAGUUGUUUAGUACUUGUUUAUAUCGUUUGUUGUGAACACUCCUUCAGCAGCUAAAUAAAAUCGAUGAUGGAGAGAGUAUGGUUUGCC